This is a messenger RNA of Fusarium oxysporum Fo47, 2846 nucleotides long. RefSeq lists its product as uncharacterized. The record is from RefSeq and is a predicted model, not a curated record. NCBI's taxonomy places the organism in Eukaryota, Fungi, Ascomycota, Sordariomycetes, Hypocreales, Nectriaceae. The transcript has a single exon. The coding region runs from base 199 to 2673 and encodes 824 amino acids.
CCUGCUUUGAGCGCCGCUGUUCACCACUUCAACUCAAUCUUGAAGCUCUCAGCUUGCCUCAAACUUACCUCUACAGCUAAGGAGCUGAAACGAAAAAUUCUCGUUGAAUUUUCGACGUCCCCCAACCGCGAUUACAUCGUUAUCUGUGGACGCGCUGCCUUGGCGCGCGAUAACACAACACAAUAACAAAACCUCGAGAUGGUGGUACAGCUGCGGUCCAGGGGUAAGGUCGGUGGAUCAUCAGCUGAGCCUGAAGCGACAAGAAAACCGCGAAAACGUACUGGAAGACAGCAGUCAGAGAGACCUUCCGCGCUUAAGCCAAGCAUUGAGGUACAGAUCAAUGCAUCAGGGUCGAACUCAAGUCGACAGUCAACCAUUCAUGCAAUUCCGCAAGAUCAGCCCUCUACCAGCCGAAGCCGGGUGACGAGAUCGAAAAGGGCCAAUACUCCCCAUGAAAAACUGCCCUCGCCAACUCCGAGGAAACGUCGUGCUACGAACGCAAGUUCGAAAGACCAACCCGCCAAGCGCCAGCAUCGUUCUCGUCGCAAAGCUGCGCUGGAAAAUGCUGAGGAGGAUGAACAACCUCAGCUGAACCAGGAACACGAAGAGGCCUCAGAAGCGGAGGAAAACGCCUUGCCGGAGCACCCGGACUUUAUGAACAUCAUCAAUUCGAACAUCCUAGGUAUCAACAGUUCUCGCAACGAGCUACCCAUCAAUGGCGAACUACACCCGGAGAGAGCUGGUAGGAGGAUCUCUGAGGCAGAAGUUCCUCAGAUUGCAGACUCGGACGAAAAUAUCGCCUUGGACGACAUACCACAGGAGCAGGAACUAGGCAACGCUGGAAAUAACCAAGCUUCAACUACAAGUCCUGAGCAACCAGAAGCACCGCAUGAAGAACUUCCAGUAUCUGAGCAGGAGGCCCCUCAAGCGACGCAAGUAAUGUCACAAUUUGAUACAUCUUCUCGAAGGCAAUCGUUACGACGAAAGCGUAGACGGCAGAGCCAGAAGCCGACUUAUGACGCACCUGGUUAUAAUGCAAGGGGCGUGUCCCCAGAUCUUGGUUCAGCAGUUCCUCAAGCGCCAGCCACAGAGGCAUCAGCGUCACAACAAGUCCACGCUGGGGGCGAUAUCUAUAACGUUCCGUCCGAUGGAGAGCAACCAAGUCAGCCGAUAGUGUUUAGGGGGGAGAAGGAGACCCACGGCACGCAUGCUGAACAUAGACGGAAAGCUAAGCAGGAUAAACGAAAAAGAAGCCAACCUGAGCAACAAAAUGAUCAAGCACCAUCACAGGCCGAGAAAGAGCAAGAAGAAGGGAGAAAUGAAGAGAGUGCCAGAAAGAAAGAUAAGAAUGGAGAUCAAGAUGGGGAAUAUGAGGAUGAAGGUCAAGACUCCGACAAUGAUGAGCCGGCAGCAGAACAAGAGCUUGAUACAUCGGAUCUGGUUGAAGAUUCGUUGCUGCUCGACGAACCACCAAGUGGUUUGCAAACAGCGCACCUAAUUCCUACCGCCUGGAUUAAACGAGAUACAGUACAGAAACUCGUUUGGACCACGACUUAUUCAGGGUGGAUGAAUGGAAGAAAGUGGAAGAAGGAUGCUCUCGAGCUCGCAAGAACAGCUUCUGAAGCAUUGAAAGAGGACGAACGUGUGCGAUCAAGGCUUGUCUUGGCUAAACUUUACGAUCUCUACGAACUUUGCAAGGAGAUCCCGUCAUCAUCGAUAUCACAGCAGCUGGAAUAUAUUCGCGAGCACACAGCCCAGCUCAACAGUUUAUACACCACACUUCGCGUGACUAUUGACGAGUUCAUUUCAUCCAUCAACACGAUAAUGGAGCAGGGCGACGCGAAACAAGUGAGCAAGGGCUAUCAAUACGUGACAAAGUUGCACAGACGCAUCAUUCCUAUGCUGGUUCUGGUAUUAGAUCAAUCUUUCCAGGCUGGAUGCGGAAGACCUGGUGAAAGUGCCAAAAAGCUAGGCUUUCAAAAAGGAGAAUUUACAGUGUACACACUAGAGCCACUGGAGAGGGCUGCAGGCUGGGCCCUGAGACUCUCCCAGGUUGUGGAAAGCUGGUACGAGCUUCAUCCUCCCAGGAGAGAACGUGAUCAAGGCGAAGAGGCUAAGGAGCAUCGGGGAAUCUUCAGGGAAGCCACAAAGCAGCUAAAGAAAUCGCUCGAGAAGGCCAGAGAAAGCAUUGGUGCUAUUAAGAGAGCACCGAACCAACGAAGGAAAGUUAUACAGAAGGAUGAAGCUGUUCGAAUGGAACGCGAGGCUGAUGCGCAGCGGCGCAGAAACAUCCAAGAUAUGCAGAUGCAGCGUUUUCUACAGUCGAUGCAGAAGAUUGAAUCAUCUCAACCGCGUCCGCCCACGAUAGGCUCAUACCGACAGGCUGUGCGCAGCUACCAGUCCGCGACUAGUCGGUCAGGCUUAAUCAGAUCGCAAGAGCCGUCGGAUGUUGAAUAUUUCGAGAAGCAUGGCUGGCACUACUCGGAAGAUGAUCAUCUCUUAAGUUUGAUCCGAACCACAUCCCACCCGAACUAUGAGAUCUUUGGCCGGGUGCUUCCUGAUCGAGAUCCCGAUGAGCUGAAAGAGCGGUCAAAUUAUUUGAGGAUGGUUAUGCGCGACAAGUAUGAGCGAAAGGGUAUUCAACCGCCCGGGUGGUGUGUUGCUGAAGAUUGAGACUAAGGUCAGGAGCUAUUGGAGUUGGGAGCAUUUGCUUUUACGAUACCCUGAACAACGCGAGAUACGUCUCUUGGAAUUCAAGCGAACUGCGUAUGAUUAAUGAAAGAACGGUUACGAGUGUGCAUCGUUAUGGCAAAAUGUAUUAUUACCCAACGUACUACAGAACUCGC